Molecule: messenger RNA, 1602 nt
Organism: Cheilinus undulatus (humphead wrasse)
Lineage: Eukaryota; Metazoa; Chordata; Actinopteri; Labriformes; Labridae
Product: coiled-coil domain-containing protein 85A-like
Exons: 4
Coding region: 110-1474 (454 amino acids)
Source: RefSeq, a predicted model, not a curated record
CUGGUUCAGAGCGUCCCGGGUGUAUUGAGAGGGCUUGGUUUGGUGUCUUGUGCUCUGAAAUUUCGCAAACACAGUACUUUUUUUCUGCAACCUCCACUGGAGUUAAAGGAUGGAGAAAGGCGCACAGCAGCAGCAGCUGCCCAAAAGCGCAGAGGGUCUGGCGGAAGACCUCUCUAAAAUAAAGGACGAGGAGCUGCUGAAGUGGGGCAAAGAGGAGCUGGUGCGGCGCCUGAGGAGGGCAGAGGCGGAGAAGAGAGGAGUCAUCGUGGAGCACGGAAAUCUGAUGAGGGAGGUGAACCGGAGACUCCAGCAGCACCUCAACGAGAUCAGGAGUCUGAAGGAUGUGAACCAGAAGCUGCAGGAGGAUAACCAGGAGCUGCGGGACCUGUGCUGCUUCCUGGAUGAUGACCGUCAGAAGGGGAAGAAGGUGUCACGGGAGUGGCAGCGUCUGGGCCGCUACAGCGCUGGUCUAAUGAGGAAGGAGGUGGCCAUAUACCUGCAGAAGCUGAAAGAGCUGGAGCAGCGGCAGGUUGAGGUCAUAAGGGAAAAUCUGGAGCUAAAGGAGCUGUGCCUCAUGCUGGAGGAGGAGAGGGCUGCUGCUAUAGCAGGAGGUGGUGUUGGUGGGCAGGGAGGUCCUGGGCGUAGGAGCUCCAUUGACAGUCAAAGCAGCUUGUCUCAGCUGGGUGGAGGCGUGCCUGCACCUGGCCUGCUAAGAGAUGUAGGAGAUGGGAGCAGCACCUCAAGUGCAGGGAGUACAGAUAGUCCAGAUAACCUUAAACCCCCUCCAGUGGGCUCCAACACCAUCCCUGGAUCUGGGUCGAGGUGCAUCUCCUCAGAUCACCACCACAAACCUGGAGAGAUCUGUGAAUCCACAGGCAGGAGGCACAGCUCCACUCCAGAGUACCACACCUUCCCUCAGUCCUGCCGCCCUCGUGGGGGAUCGCUCACCAACCUGGACCCUCGUGGACUAAGAGGACACAGCCCAGAGAAACACAAGUCCCCCACCAGACUACCAUGUGACUCCCACCACCAGCCCUGCAGCUCGGACCUACUAGCCCAGAAACAGCUCUCCAUGUCAGGGCAGGCGUCACCAAGCUGCGGGAAGGGAUCAGCCAAGUCCAGCCCAGACUUGAGUCAGAGACAUAGGCAGGUUCACACAGGGGGGGCCGGCUGUGGGAGUCCUGAUGCCAAACAGGUGGCCAUGGUGACGCCAGAGCACCUCAGGAAAGGACGGGUGAUUGUGGGUAGUCCUGAGUCCAUACGACACCACCAUCACUAUCAGCACAGUCCUGGGGGGGAGCACGGGAGGUUUAGUGGUGGCUCCCCCAGCAGGGACGGAGGCCAGAGGAGGGCGGCAGCAGGAGACGAGAUGGCCCCCCACCACCAGAGUCUGUACAACGCUCUGAUAUCUGCCGGCUGCUGCACCAACUCCUGUAGAAGUGUAAAGCUUUGGGACAGCUUCGAUGCCUCCUGACCAUGACAUGCCUCUUGAUCAGAUGCUGCUUUGACAACACAAACCCCGGAGAGGGAAGAAAAGGAUACCAGUGGGAGAGCGAUUGGAUCAAUGCAUAACUUGAUGGAUUAACGAUCCUGAAAUUCAAA